AUGUGGUGGCAGCUGUGGCUGGAGGCGUGUCCACAGGGCUCCUCCUCCUUUUCCUGCUCGCAGUCUCCGCCUACCUGCUCUGGAGCCGACCGCACGAGAGACUACAGGAGGAGGAGGAGGAAGAGGAGCAGGAGGAAGAGCAGGGCUCCACACAGCAUCACGCACCCUGGAGCUCACGGACAGCCGGGAGUAGGGUCCGUGCCGCUGGGCAUCCUGAGGCCAGACCUGUACCACGUGCCUGAGGAGCCCAGUGAGUGGGCGCCCCCUGCAGGCGGCGCGGUGCGCCUGUGGUUUGCGCUGGAGUACCAGCAGGAGCGGGAGCAGCUGGUGGUCUCGCUGCUGCGCGCCGCCAACCUGCCCGCCCGUUGCCACGGCAACGCCACGCUGGUGAGGCUGCAGCUGCUGCCCGACGACCGCCGCCACCGGCAGGCCAAGGCCAAGCGCAAAGGUCGCGACCCCAAAUUCAACGACAGCUUCAUUUUCCAGGUGUCCCUUGGCUGUGUGGAUGAGUGUACUCUGAGCCUGUCGGUGCUGAGUGUGGACCGUCUGAAGAAGCAUCAGCUGGUCGGCCGGGUCCUGGUGCCUCUGAGGUGGGCGGAGCUAAGGGAGGCGGCUGGGAAAGUCAUUUGGAGGGACCUGGAGACCGAGAACGAACAGCCCUACUCGGAGCACGGAGACGUCCAGGUGUCUCUGAACUACAAUGCACAGCUACAGCGCCUCACAGUGGUUGUUCUGAGGGCUCGCGGGCUGCCCAUGCAAGCCGACGCAGGUGUGUGUGUACAGGUGAGUCUUCAGCUGCACAUGCAGGUGGUCCGCACGAAGAAGACAGCGUUGGCCAGAGGAAGUGAGCCCACCUUCAACGAGAAGCUCACCUUUAAGCUCCUCCCUCCUCAGCUGGACGAGGCCUCCCUCAGCCUGCAGGUCCAGAGGGCGAGUGCCAUUGGGCCAGUUUCACUGGGAAUGGUCGUCAUCGGGCCUAUCAUGUACGCCAGGGGGCGAGAACUGGAGCACUGGAACGACAUGGUCAGCAAACCUCAGGAGCUGGUUAAGCAGUGGCACGGCCUGGGUACGGGCAAGACAACGCAAACCUCAAGCUGA
Molecule: messenger RNA, 1098 nt
Organism: Sardina pilchardus (European sardine)
Lineage: Eukaryota; Metazoa; Chordata; Actinopteri; Clupeiformes; Clupeidae
Gene: syt15
Product: synaptotagmin XV
Exons: 7
Coding region: 1-1098 (365 amino acids)
Biological process (GO): synaptic vesicle endocytosis; calcium ion-regulated exocytosis of neurotransmitter; regulation of dopamine secretion
Cellular component (GO): exocytic vesicle; plasma membrane
Molecular function (GO): phosphatidylserine binding; calcium ion binding; clathrin binding
Source: RefSeq, a predicted model, not a curated record